Microplitis demolitor is the source of this 1099-nucleotide messenger RNA. RefSeq names its product osiris 8-like protein (gene Osi8). The record is from RefSeq and is a predicted model, not a curated record. NCBI's taxonomy places the organism in Eukaryota, Metazoa, Arthropoda, Insecta, Hymenoptera, Braconidae. The coding region runs from base 151 to 936 and encodes 261 amino acids. The transcript has 3 exons.
ACAGUCAACGUAGAGUGCUCGUUGAAGAAAACGCAUCUCACAUCAUCAUCAUCACUAUCAUCGUCAUUGUCAUUCUCAUCUCUAACGUCUAAGCGAGACUAUUUUAUCGGAAUCUACGGAUUUUGUUUAUUAACUCAUUUGAACAUAAAAAUGAGACAUACGGCCCACCGUUACUGUUAUUUUAUUUUGGUGAUCGCGGUUGCUGCCUCCGCGAGAUCAACGGACACCAACUCCAAGAGCAACUCGAUCGACGAUCAGACGGGACGGUCGUCGGCCGCAAACGGCCUUCUUGGUGAAUUGCGCUACGUUUACCAAAUCUACAAAGAAUGCUCGGGAGACGAGAUGAGCUCUUGCUUGAAACUCAGACUUAUCACUGCAAUGGACCGCGUGUCACGAAGUGCGCAGCUCAAUAUCGCUGAGGGCGUCACGGUUGUAAGGGACGAAAACAGCCCGAGGGAUAAAAUUGAAGAAGCGCCAAAAACACCUCAGGAAAUUGAGGCUUCGCUCCCACGUGCACUUGAAGACAAAGAGGAUGCGCUCAAUUCCAUGAUUUUUGAUAAAUUUGUUAGAUUUUUCCAGAGUCAUACUCUUAAACUAAAGCUCCCUAAUGUUGAAGAAUUGUCGAGGAGUCUCACCGAAGAAGGUCGUGGCAAAAAGAAGAAGGGCAUGGGAGGUCUUUUGGCCAUUCCUCUGUUGAUCGGGGGUACUUUGGUCCCUCUCGCCCUCGGUGCCUUGGCUCUAUUGGCCGGUAAGGCGUUGAUCGUCAGUAAACUCGCACUGGUGCUGGCGUCAAUUAUCGGACUGAAGAAACUCGUUUCUAGCCACGAGGGCGGCCAUGAAGUCGUCCAAGUUGGUCACGGUGGAAGCGGAUGGGCAAGAUCCUCCGCAGCUCAAGACCUCGCUUACUCGGCUUACAAACCGGGUUCCUCAUCAUAAAACUCACACUAACCGACACUAAAACUCAUCCAUGAGCAGCAUCAACUCCCAUUAGACACAAUCCUGUUACUUUUUCUACUAAAAAACGGCGGGUUUUUUUAACCAAAAAAAAUCCGCCCACGCACUGUGAUUUUUUUUUUUUUAUUUUUAUUUUCUUACAAUU